Acanthamoeba castellanii str. Neff is the source of this 366-nucleotide messenger RNA. RefSeq lists its product as uncharacterized. The record is from RefSeq and is a predicted model, not a curated record. Lineage: Eukaryota; Discosea; Longamoebia; Acanthamoebidae. The transcript is spliced from 6 exons. Bases 1 to 366 code for a protein of 121 amino acids.
AUGUGGUUCCUCUUCCAUUUCUUUUAUCACUACUAUGACUAUGUCCGACGCCGGAAGGUGGGCCGCUUAACGUCGCAGGACCAAACCUACUGGCAGUUCUUGUGCGAGGAGGGCCGCUACAUACGAAGCGCCACAGAAGACCUGCGAUGGAAGAAGGGGGCACCAUUGCCUCCCUUGCCGAAACUGCGAAGAGAGGCGGGGCCGGUGGUGCUGGUGAUGACGAGAGAGGAGGAAGAGCCAACGAAAGACGAUGCGUCGGAGCAGGAGGAGAGCAAGAGGCAGGAGGAGGGCCGUACCCAGAUAUCCUGGGUGAACAUCGUGGCCAAUUGGUGCUGCGGAUGGGCGGUGCCACAGAAGCGAGACUGA